This is a messenger RNA of Blepharisma stoltei, 369 nucleotides long. The record is from the annotation of a GenBank genome assembly. NCBI's taxonomy places the organism in Eukaryota, Ciliophora, Heterotrichea, Heterotrichida, Blepharismidae.
AUGGGAGAUUCCUGUAGCAAACCUCGUGGAAAAGACAAAGAAAAUAAUCCCAAGAGAAAAUCAAUUAAAAAUAUUGAUAUUUUAAAAGAAAAUAAAGGAAAAAUUGUAAAAAAAAACAAAAAAAGAGUCACGUGAAGUAGAAGAUUAACUGUUAAUAUAGAGUAUAAAAAUGACGAUGAUUAUAAUGACAAAAGCAUAACAGACAGUGGCCAAAGUAAGGUCACUAAAAUGCUUGAUACCAGUUUUGACAUCGAAAACGAAGAAGAAAUAAUUCCAAUUGCGAACGAUAGCAUAAAAAUUUGCCAUAACAGACAGAUUUUAGCCGAAAAUACAAAAACGAGUGUGAAUAAAAAUUUAUCCCAUAAGUAA